CCACGGCGCGAGACGAGUCAUGUCAACAAGUAAGCACGUCGUUUUUCUAAAGUUUGUGCCUCGUUUUCAGUUUUGAGUAAUAAUAACUUUGCUUACUACGUCACAUAAACCACUGUGUGAACCACCCGAGACGCAAUGGUGGGGCUUGCAGCUGAGGCCGAUGGCUUGGAUUCAUUCACUGUCUUUAAGAGUAGAAUAUUUAAGGUCAUUUGAAUAGUGUCUGAAUUGGAAACAGCUCAUGUAUCCCCAACGCUCCACCAGACUGAAGAGGCCCGUCCAGAAGAGCCCUGAUGAAGACGUUACCCAGCACAAGUUGAGGGGUAAGAGACCAAAGACGGGGCGGAGGAGGAGCAAAGUUGGUGAUGGCGCAGUCACUAUAGAUGAUAGGGGCGAUCAAGACAUCAGUGAUGCGGGUGGUGUAACGCAUGUUACUAAGGAGGAUGAGGGAUCAAUCAUAGUGUUGGCUGAUUAUGGAAUAGAGUCGGAUGAAGACUCUGGCUCCGUCAACAGCAGCAUAGUUUCUGGUCCUUCUUUCUUGUCUCACACCACUCCCAAGGAGAGGGGGACGUCACUGCACAUGUGCUCAGCCUGUCUGAAGCUCUACCAGAAAGCAGAGAAGAUGAACGUGCCAAUGAAAGACAAACUCUUAGACAAUGAUCCCAUGUCCCUGACAUGUGAUCAGUGGGUGCUGAUGAAAAAGUGGAGACCCAGAAGAAUGUCUAAAACAAGAGGGACACUUUUGAUCCAUAUACAGCUGGUGAAGAAAGGUAUGAAGCAAAGUGAGCAGUCAGUGUGCUUGAGGUCACACACUUUCCUCCAAAGGAACCUCCGGCGUUGUAAGAGAGUGCCAGUAAAGAAGGGGAAGAAGAGAAAGAAGAGGCGGACAGAUAACUCUCAGGGUUCUCGCGUUGCUAAGCAGCCGCGUCUGCGCGGCAACAAAGGUCGUCAUGGGCGCAUCAGUAAUAGCUCUGCAGAUGACGGCAGCCUUAAUAAGAGCUGCAGUCACAGUAGCCAUGAAGAGACGAACUAUCAAGCAGACACACGUGUGUCUGUCGAGAUGAAUCCCUGCACAGUCGCUCUGGAAACCACCAACGCAAGACGGAAAACGCCAGAGAAGAAGACGAGUGGAUUCAGAGACUUGCUGGCCCAGCUCCGUGGAAGCAGCAGCAUAAUUGUCAGAGAAACACGUUGA
This is a messenger RNA of Solea solea (common sole), 1192 nucleotides long. RefSeq lists its product as uncharacterized. The coding region runs from base 239 to 1192 and encodes 317 amino acids. The record is from RefSeq and is a predicted model, not a curated record. Lineage: Eukaryota; Metazoa; Chordata; Actinopteri; Pleuronectiformes; Soleidae. The transcript has 6 exons.